Ustilaginoidea virens is the source of this 501-nucleotide messenger RNA. RefSeq lists its product as uncharacterized. The coding region runs from base 1 to 501 and encodes 166 amino acids. The record is from RefSeq and is a predicted model, not a curated record. The transcript has a single exon. Lineage: Eukaryota; Fungi; Ascomycota; Sordariomycetes; Hypocreales; Clavicipitaceae.
AUGGUGCUACUUCAACGCGAAUCCUCUUGGGCCAUCCGCUCGACAAGGCCUCACUCUGAUGCCCGUCACUCCCAUCGGGUCACCUGGUUGGUUAUACCGCAUGGACUGGCGCGCCAAACAAGCCAUCUCAUGUCCGUAAACUCAACACCGACCGGGAACCACAACGAAGAAGAGGGCGUCGACCUUGCAAGGAAGCUAACGCUUCGCCGAGACAGGAGCCCCCUCGUAGAAGUGAAUACGGCGUGUUUGAGUGCUUUGGCGUUUGUCUGCUUUGUCUGCUUUGUCUGCUUUGUCUGCGAGGAGACUCCAUCUGUAGCUCCCGCCGAGGCUGUGCCGGAUACCCUAUAUCGCAUCAGUGCAUCCUGUCCUGCCCACCACAGCAAGUCUUGUGCCAACUCGACCACUACAUACAAAAUAGCUCUAAAUUAUUAUUACCAAGACCUAUCGUGCGACGUGUACCUCCGUCCUCUGAUGCUGGCACCCAUCGAAGCCCAAGCCUAG